AUGGUUCAUCGAAAGAAAACCCCAAGACUCCCAGGAGAAGGUCCCCCAUUAGCACAUCUAGAAAAUCUCCUGAGUGAAUUUGAGAUUAAUAAGAAAGUGGAACCGGAAGGAAAAGCCAUAAUUGGGUACCAAAGACGCAAUAAGAACCCUGAAACUACCACUAUGAAAAUCCGCAGAGAUAAUUUUGACAAUGUAAUCCAACAAGUUGAUCAACAGAUUGUAGAAGAGAUAGGUAAUCAAGAACAUAAUCAAGGUGGAGAAGAGGAAUCACCUGAAGAAGAAGAAGAAGAAGAAGAAGAAGAAGGAGACAAGGACGAAGAAAAUGACAAUGAAGAAGAUGAGGAAGAAGGAGGUAAGGAUAGAAAAAAUAAAUAUGAAAAAUCAAAGGAGGACUCGGAGGAAGAGGAAGAGGAAAAGGAACAAGGAUAA
Molecule: messenger RNA, 429 nt
Organism: Papaver somniferum (opium poppy)
Lineage: Eukaryota; Viridiplantae; Streptophyta; Magnoliopsida; Ranunculales; Papaveraceae
Product: histone H3.v1-like
Exons: 2
Coding region: 1-429 (142 amino acids)
Source: RefSeq, a predicted model, not a curated record